This is a messenger RNA of Juglans regia (Persian walnut), 613 nucleotides long. Its product is annotated as MLP-like protein 423. Bases 25 to 480 code for a protein of 151 amino acids. The transcript has 2 exons. The record is from RefSeq and is a predicted model, not a curated record. Gene Ontology annotation, cellular component: nucleus; cytoplasm. Lineage: Eukaryota; Viridiplantae; Streptophyta; Magnoliopsida; Fagales; Juglandaceae. Gene Ontology annotation, biological process: abscisic acid-activated signaling pathway; defense response. Gene Ontology annotation, molecular function: protein phosphatase inhibitor activity; abscisic acid binding; signaling receptor activity.
CUGAAACAUACCACAGAGAGGGAGAUGAGGAGCAUGAAAGGGGAAGUGGUGCUCAAUGUUCCUGCCGAGAAGGCCUGGGAAAUGUACACAGACAACGAAAUUAUUAGCAAAAUAAAUCCGGAAAUGCUUGCCCAAGCUGAAUACAUCAAAGGAGAUGGCAGCCCCGGGAGUCUUGGGCGUUUCAAGCUCGGCCCUGGCGUCAGCAAAUACGUGAAAGAAUCAACUCAGAAGAUAGAGAAGGUGGAGAAAGGGAAGUCGGUAACAUAUAGUGUAAUUGGAGGUGAUCUAACUAGGAUGUAUGAACCAUAUAAGGUUACCUUCUCAUUUAUACCAGUGCAAGGAAAAGAGAAGGAGAUGUGCGUGGCUGAAUGGAGGGCAGAGUUUGAGGCAUUGACGCCGGCAACGCCUCCACCAGAACAGGCGAGGGAUGCAGCUCUGGGUUUCCUCAAGUGGUUUGACAAGUUUGAGCCAUGCUUCUAGCUAGCCACCUUAAAUAAAUGAGCCAUGUUGAACUAUAACAUGUACUGUGCUACUUUGUGUUUUAUACUUUUAUAUUACAACUCUGAUCAUAAAAAUUUCUUAAUGAUCAAAAGCUAUAUAUGUUAAAAGUACA